Melitaea cinxia (Glanville fritillary) is the source of this 2554-nucleotide messenger RNA. Its product is annotated as zinc finger protein 93-like. The transcript is spliced from 3 exons. Gene Ontology annotation, biological process: regulation of transcription by RNA polymerase II. NCBI's taxonomy places the organism in Eukaryota, Metazoa, Arthropoda, Insecta, Lepidoptera, Nymphalidae. The coding region runs from base 112 to 2223 and encodes 703 amino acids. Gene Ontology annotation, molecular function: zinc ion binding; RNA polymerase II cis-regulatory region sequence-specific DNA binding; DNA-binding transcription factor activity. Gene Ontology annotation, cellular component: nucleus. The record is from RefSeq and is a predicted model, not a curated record.
AUCCGCUCCAUUUCUUGUCGCGUGUGCUGCCGCCAUUUUGAUACGCUCUCUUGUCUAUAAUUUUGAAUAGAUCGUCUUUAUGGCAAGGCUUUCCUGGCGGGAUAAUUAUGUAUGAAACAUUUUGAUAUGGAAUCCUGGUCUGAUUUGUGUCGGUGCUGCCUGUCUCCCGAUUCUGAGGUGUCACUUUUCGACACUGAGGAAAAUGUUCGAGAAAAAUUUUUGGAAAUCACCACAAUCGAGGCAAAAGAGGACGAUGGCUUGCCUCAAAGGCUGUGCAGUGAUUGUUUCACACUUAUGACAUCAGCAUAUCAAUUUCGCAUACAAUGCAUGAAAGUAGAUAAGGAAUUAAAGUUACAAUUAGAUACACUGAUAACUAAGAGCAAAGAUGAUGACUAUUCACAAAUUGAAACACAACUUAAAGCUAGUGAGGAUAUGACUAUUGAAGACAUUGCAAAAGAAUCUAUGAAGAAACUAGAAUCUAUCAUUAAAAGAGAACCAAAUGAUAGUGACGAUGAUUAUUACUAUGUUGUAGUAGUUGAUAACCAAAAAGAUAAUAGUGAAAAAUCCGACGAUGAGCCAGUUGUUGAAAAUAUGGAGAUAACAGAAUUAACAACACAAGGAAAUGUAAAAUUGCAAGCAACAAAAGAGCAAGACCCAAACAACUUUGAAAAUACAAUUGAUUCAUUUCUCAUAACUAAACUAAAAGUUCCAAAUGACGUGCCAGCUACAAUUUUAGAAAAUGAGGAACAAGAUACUGGAGAUCAAUUUAAUGAAAACAUGAAUGUAGAUACAGACAAUGCAGAUAUACAGAACCAAGAUUUUACAAUUAUUGAAGAUUCUCAAGAAAAGCCUCAUGAAUUUACACUUCCACUUAGUGAUGAAAUGCUAAAAGAUCUUCCAAAUGCAAAGAAUUUUAUCAAAAUACUUACACCAUCGGGUGCAGAAAGAACAAUUCUACUUAAGAGUGAUGAUGGCAUUAAAUACGUAACAGAUUCUCAAUCUCUUAAAUAUGAAGACGGGGAUUCAAUGUCACAAGAAGUUAUAUUAUAUGAGGGUGAUGACUCUCCUCAGUUCCAAUUAGUUAAGUGUGAUGGUUCUGAGCUAGUUAUAGAGUAUGCUGAUGAUAGUCAAAUAGCAACUGUGCUACAGCAGGAGGAUGGAACUUUCCUGUGUGACUGUGGAGAACAAUUCGAUGAUUUAGACACUUAUGAGAAACAUCAAUACAAACACAACCCAGCUGGUGAUCACUUAUGCAAUCUAUGUGGUAAGGGCUUUGAAACUGCCGAAAUUUUAACAGGCCACAUGCUACUACACAGUAACCCAGUAGGUCUACUUGUUACUUGCCCAUUUUGCAAUCAAAAUAUAAAGAGAAACACUCUCACCCAACAUAUUAAAUACGUUCAUAAUAGUAAACCCCAAUGUGAUAUAUGCUCAAAGACAUUUGCAAAUCAAAAUAACUUGAAACGACAUAUGAUGAUCCACAGUGGUAUUAAAGAUUUUGAAUGUGAUAUCUGCCAUAAAAGAUUCCAUCAAAAAAUUACGAUGCAGACUCAUAGGUUAACUCAUGUCAAUCCAUACACUUGUAGUCAGUGCGGUAUUAAAUUCGAAAAUAAAUCUGACCUAACAACACAUAGAGGAUCAGAUGAAUGUUCGAAAUCAAGAUUAGUUAAAGUAAAAGAGGAACUAAUGAAAACCGUUAAACAAGAAGUUACAACUAAUUUUGGAAAAUUGUUAGGCUAUGCGUGUUCAUUGUGUAAGAAAAUGUUUUCUGUAGAAUCGGCAUUAGAACAGCACGUGGAAAGCACUCAUAUUGUUGAUUCCGAUGCUCAGAACACCGAGAAAAACUUAAAAAAGACAACGAAGAGAUUUGAAUGUUGUAUUUGUGGUAAAGGAUGUGCCAGUCAAGCUAUGUUAAUAAUGCAUGAAAGGGUACAUACAAAUGAACGACCAUUUCCUUGUCAGCUUUGUUCAUUACGUUUUAAAACAAAGACUCACUUACGGACACAUCAACUCACACAUACAAGGGAAAAGAAAUUUGGUUGUUCAGUAUGUAUGAAGUUCUUUGCACUAAAAGGAAACUUAGUUGUGCACUUAAGGACGCAUACUGGGGAGCGCCCGUAUGUAUGCUCUAUUUGUGGGGAGGCAUACAUUGAUUCUAAAUAUCUGAAAAAGCACAAAUUGAAGAAACAUGCAAUUGACAAUGUACCUUGGAAUAAGUACUGAAUAUGCUGAUAAACCAAAAGAAAAAUAUACAAUAUUAAUUGUGUAUAUACUACCUUCAGAGAUGAGUUUAUAUAAGAAGAUAUGUACUAGUUAACAAUUUAUUUUUUUAUUGCUUAUCUUAUUUCAUUACAAAAUAUCUAAAUCUGUAGAACUCAAUAUCAUUUAUAAAAAUUGGGUUUAUAAAAAUGGGCUUUUGUUUUUGGUUAAAUUAUGUAAAAUUAGUUUAUGUCCUCUGCCAUUAUUAAAAAAAAAACUGUAAAUAUUAUUACUAAGGCAAGGCCUGUAAGUACGCAUUAAGAUUUAUAAGAAAAAUAAAACGUUUUAGAUAAAA